GCAUCUCAAGUGGCUGUCGGAGCUGUUGGCGCCUUCGGCAACGGCGCAAAGUGGCCUGGUCACAAACCACAUCGAUGAGCAGCGGAAGCAGGUCUGCGACAAGAAGCCCUUGCCAGCAGCGUGGCAGGCGUUGUCGAGACGGGACGGCCAG
Prorocentrum cordatum is the source of this 151-nucleotide messenger RNA. The record is from the annotation of a GenBank genome assembly. NCBI's taxonomy places the organism in Eukaryota, Dinophyceae, Prorocentrales, Prorocentraceae.